AUGGAGCUUUUCUUGAGAAGAAGUACUCAAAGUCAAUACAUUCAUGAUAACGAUCCGUUAUUUACGACAACGGUAAACACAAAGAACAUUGAGAGGGAUUUGUUACUACUUGAAAAUCAACUUCCAUUUUAUAUCUUAGAGAAAUUAUAUGAGCUUGUUCCAACCACCAGACUACAAAAAGAGCAUUCAAAUUUCCUUGAUCUUGCUCGCCAGUGGUUUAAAAUUUAUGAUCCUUAUCGUGCGUGGAGCAGACAAGAGAUUAAUAAGCGAAUGAAGCUCAAGCAAGGUUGGGAUCGGCCAAAUCAUUUUAUUGAUGUAAUCAGAUACAUUUUUAUUCCACGCCAUUUUAUCAAUACAGGUUACUAUGACAAGUUUGAUCCAGUCAUAAGGUCAACAACAAAGUUACAAAGGGUAUGGAUAUCUUUUGAGCCAGUUUCUGAGAGAUCUUUUCUUGAUAUUACAUUCAAGAAAGUACCAAUUUUAAGUUGGCUGGGUUUAUAUAGAUCUCGUUUGCAGAUCCCACAAGCAAUGAUAGAUGAUUUAUCGGAGUUUAUUUUAGGCAAUCUCAUUCUCUUCGAGCAGUAUCAUUAUCCAUAUCAUGCUUAUAUUUCAAGCUAUGUUAACUUGAUUGCUUGUCUCGUUCAAAAAGAGGGGGACGUGAAUCUGCUGGUAGAGAGUGGAAUUGUUCUUAAUAAGCUAUCAACCGAUAAAGAACUCAUAGAUUUGUUCAGAACUCUUGACAAUCAGCUUCAAUUAGACUACUCUUGUUAUAAGGAUCUUUCAUAG
This is a messenger RNA of Prosopis cineraria, 786 nucleotides long. Its product is annotated as UPF0481 protein At3g47200-like. NCBI's taxonomy places the organism in Eukaryota, Viridiplantae, Streptophyta, Magnoliopsida, Fabales, Fabaceae. The transcript has a single exon. The record is from RefSeq and is a predicted model, not a curated record. Bases 1 to 786 code for a protein of 261 amino acids.